Antrostomus carolinensis (chuck-will's-widow) is the source of this 292-nucleotide messenger RNA. Its product is annotated as aldo-keto reductase family 1 member B1-like. The annotation marks the transcript as partial. NCBI's taxonomy places the organism in Eukaryota, Metazoa, Chordata, Aves, Caprimulgiformes, Caprimulgidae. The transcript is spliced from 4 exons. The record is from RefSeq and is a predicted model, not a curated record.
GGCUAAGCCAGAGGAUCCUUCCCUUCUGGAUGACCCCAAGAUCAAAGAGAUCGCAGCCAAGCACAACAAGACCCCAGCACAGGUUCUCAUUCGGUUCCCCAUCCAGAGGAAUGUGAUUGUGAUUCCCAAGUCUGUCACACCACAGCGCAUUGUGGAGAACUCCAAGGUGUUUGACUUUGAAUUGACUAAAGAGGAGAUGGCAACUAUUCUCAGCUUCAAUAGAAACUGGAGAGUCUGUGCGAUGAGCACGUGCAAAACUCACAAGGACUACCCUUUCAAUGCAGAAUACUGA